UAGGUUGAGACGGCAGAGCUUUUCCACGUCAGUGUGUUUACCAAGACCAGAUUGACAGCUGCAGGAAGGUGUUCACUUUAGUCACUUAUGGAGCAUUUUUUUGAAGAGUGAAUGAAUAAGUAGAGUUUGGAAAUAUUACGUUAUCACGCAGUGGAAUGUCCGAAACUUUUAAAUUGUCCUGUUCUUGUAGUGAACUGAACUUUGGUCUUCUUCAUUCACUGUUGGCCGGCUAGCCUGCUAGCUAGCUAGUUUGCCGAGCUAGGCUACCAUUAGCUACAGCAGGACUCCAUCUUUGAAAUAGCAGCAUCAUACAGAAAAGCAGCAUGGUGGACAAGAAUAUCUACAUCGUCCAGGGUGAAAUUAGUACUGUUGUUGGAGCUAUCAAGAGGAACUCCAGAUGGAAUACCCACACUCCACUGGAUGAAGAACAGGACCCAUUACUUAACAGCUUUGGCCACCUCAAGGAAAUACUCAACAACAUAAAAGAUCUGUCAGAUGUUGAACCCAACGUUUUUCUGAGGCCCUUCCUAGAAGUUGUCCGCUCUGAGGACACCACUGGACCAAUCACCGGCAUUGCCCUCACUUCUGUCAACAAGUUCCUUUCCUAUGGCCUCAUAGAUGCCAACCAUGAAUCCGCAGCAGAAGCCAUUGAGAACAUGGCUGACGCUGUCACACACGCUAGAUUUGUGGGAACAGACCCUGCCAGCGAUGAAGUGGUCCUCAUGAAAAUUCUGCAGGUCCUUAGGACUCUGCUGCUGACCCCAGUCGGAGCCCACCUGACCAAUGAGUCCGUCUGUGAGAUCAUGCAGUCCUGCUUCAGGAUCUGCUUUGAGAUGCGUCUAAGUGAGCUCCUCAGGAAAUCAGCUGAACACACACUGGUUGACAUGGUGCAGCUUUUGUUCUCUAGACUACCACAGUUCAAAGAGGAGGCCAAGAGUUAUGUGGCUGCCAACAUGAAAAAGGCUUACAAUAUCUUGUGGAAAAACAAACGAGUGCAGUUGAAGAUGCGUGCUGGUGGGAUUACGGAGUCAUCCAAAUGGAAGAAGCAGAAACGCUCACCGAGGCAGUCCCGCCACAUGGUGCGAAGUCCCUCCGGUCAGAUGGACUCGACACAGUCCAGCACCCUCAGCAACAACAACAUUUUAGGUGGCGUCCCGUUCAUUGAGCAAGGCUUGUCCACCUCUGGCCUACCAGCUUCAGACAGUACUGGUUCGUCAAUUUCCAGCCCUACAACCACAGACAGUGGCCUCGACACCUGUUCCAAAGCCGCUUCCAGGGAAGACCUCUCUGACCUGGAACAAUGUUACUCAACGCCAACCACCCCUGGCACAGCUGCUUCGCUACCAGGGACUGAGCCCGGCUCGCCAGAUUCACAGUCUGAGGGCAGGCAGGUAGAAACAGCUCAGUCGGCCUCGGUGGAGUCAAUCCCUGAGGUUCUGGAAGACAGAGACGCCAAUACAGAGCAGUCAGACAGCCCCUCUAUCCAUGACAUAGACUAUGUUAACCCCAGAGGAGUACGUUUCACACAGUCCUCACAACGAGACGGAGCGUCCCUCAUCCCUUAUGGUCUGCCAUGUCUAAGGGAGCUCUUUCGCUUCCUGAUCUCACUGACUAACCCCCAUGACCGCCACAACACUGACGCCAUGAUGCACAUGGGCCUGCAGCUGCUGACUGUAGCACUCGAGUCGGCACACAUUACUAACUACCAGUCUUUACUCGGACUGGUCAAAGAUGAGCUCUGCAGACAUCUCUUCCAGUUGCUGAGCGUGGACCGUAUGAACCUCUAUGCUUCCUCCAUACGGGUUUGCUUCUUGCUUUUUGAAAGCAUGAGAGUACAUCUUAAGUUUCAGCUUGAGAUGUACCUAAAGAAACUGAUGGACAUCAUCACUUCGGAGAACAUUAAGAUGCCUUAUGAGAUGAAGGAGAUGGCUCUGGAGGCACUGGUCCAGCUGUGGAGGAUUCCCAGCUUUGUCACUGAGCUGUACAUCAAUUUUGACUGCGACUACUACUUCUCCAAUCUGUUUGAGGACCUCACCAAGCUGCUGUCCAAGAAUGCGUUCCCAGUGUCGGGGCAGCUGUACACCACCCACCUCUUGUCACUGGAGGCUCUGCUCACAGUGAUUGACAGCACUGAAGCCCACUGCCAGACCAAGGUGCUCAACAGCUCUGCUCAACAAGACCAGUCAGAUACCCUGCUGGCAGAGGGAGAAGGUUCAACCCUAAACUCAACAGACACUACCCCUGACCUCAAUAGGCUGGCCAGUAUGAAUGGUGUAAGUCUUCCACAAGCUGAGAAUGCACCAGCAUGCCCACCAACCAGUGGUCAUCUGAUGGCAGAGAAGAUGAUUCUGGGUAGGCAGGAUCAAGGGGACAAUGAAACUGCUGAGAAGAGAGCCCUGAAAAAGCCUCAACGUUUCUCCUCAUGUUUACCUGAUUCUCAAGAGUUGAUUGACAUCAGAACGAAGAAAAAGCUGCUGAUCACAGGCACAGAGCAGUUUAACCAGAAGCCCAGGAAGGGCAUCCAGUUUCUGCAGGAGAAAGGCCUCCUCAGUAACCCCAUAGACAACAACCAGGUGGCCCAGUGGCUCCGAGAAAACCCCCGACUGGACAAAAAGAUGAUCGGAGAGUACAUCAGUGAUCGCAAGAACAUGGAGCUCCUGGACAGCUUUGUAAACACGUUCACCUUCCAGGGGCUUCGUAUUGAUGAGGCCCUGCGGCUCUACCUGGAGGCCUUCAGACUGCCUGGAGAGGCUCCGGUCAUCCAGAGACUCCUCGAAACAUUCACCGACAACUGGCAUAAAGUGAACGGCUCUCCUUUCAUGACCAACGAUGCCGGCUUUGCCUUAGCCUACGCUGUCAUAAUGCUCAACACUGACCAGCAUAACCACAAUGUCCGCAAGCAGAAUAUCCCCAUGACUAUAGAGCAAUUCAAGAAAAAUCUGAAGGGGGUAAAUGGAAACAAAGACUUUGACCAGGACAUGUUGGAGGAUAUCUACAAUGCUAUCAAGAACGAGGAGAUUGUGAUGCCAGAUGAGCAGACAGGGUUAGUGAAGGACAACUAUGUAUGGAGUGUGUUGCUCCACCGCGGCGCCACACCUGAAGGGGUGUUCCUCCACCUGCCAGCCGGCAGCUAUGACCAUGACCUGUUCACCAUGACGUGGGGCCCAACCAUCGCUGCCCUCUCCUACGUCUUUGACAAGAGCCUGGACGACAACAUCAUCCAAAAGGCCAUCACUGGCUUCAGGAAAUGCGCAAUGAUAGCAGCUCACUAUGGCUUCAGUGACGUUUUCGACAAUUUGAUCAUCUCCCUCUGCAAGUUCACCACCCUGAGCAGUGAGUCUGUGGAAAACCUUCCCACAGUGUUUGGCAGCAAUAAUAAGGCACAGACAGCAGCCAAGACGGUGUUUGACCUCGCCCAUCGGCACGGCAACAUCUUGAGGGAGGGCUGGAAGAACAUCAUGGACUCCAUGCUGCAGCUGUUCAGAGCCGAGCUGCUGCCCAAAGCCAUGGUGGAGGUGGAGGAUUUCGUGGAGCCAAAUGGGAAGAUUUCUCUUCAAAGAGAGGAAACGCCGUCCAAUCGGGGAGAGUCGGCGGUGUUGAGUUUUGUCAACUGGUUGACGUUAAGUGGCGCAGAGCAGUCAGGACUCAGAGGACCCUCCACGGAAAACCAAGAGGCCAAGCAGGCCGCCAUCCUCUGCAUAAAGCAAUGUGACCCUGAGAAGCUGAUCACAGAGAGUAAAUUUUUACAGCUGGAGUCUCUGCAGGAGCUAAUGAAGGCUCUGAUAUCAGUCACCCCAGAUGAAGAGACGUAUGAUGAAGAGGAUGCUGCCUUCUGCUUGGAGAUGUUGCUGCGGAUCAUUUUGGAGAACCGAGACCGUGUGUCAUGUGUGUGGCAGACAGUGCGAGACCAUCUCUGCCAUCUUUGUGUCCACCCCAACGAGAGCUGCUUCCUGGUGGAAAGGGCUGUGGUGGGACUCCUUCGUCUCGCAAUCCGCCUGCUACGACGAGAAGACGUUAGCUCUCAGGUUCUCCUCUCGCUGCGUCUCCUCCUGAUGAUGAAGCCCCCCGUCCUAGCCCGGGUCAGCAGGGAGGUGGCCUAUGGCCUCCAUGAGCUGCUGAAGACCAACGCUGCUAACAUCCACUGUACAAACGACUGGUUCACGCUCUUCUCCCUGCUGGAGUGCAUCGGAGCGGGGGUCAAACCUCCUGCCUCCUUUCAGCUCACCUCCAGCACACCAGACAGCGACACAGGAGCCCAGUCAGACAGCGAGCUGCCAUCUCCUCAUCUUAGUGAAGUGAGUUUAGAGCGUGGCUACACGUCUGACUCCGGGGUCUACACUGAGCACAGCAAGACCAGGAUCCCUCGCUCAGCAACAGAUGUGGACGUAGCAAGCAGUGGAUGGCUAGUGGUUGGGAAAGAUGACCUGGAGAUCAGUAAGACCCAUCUUGUCAACUCUAAAGCUCAAUUGAAUCACCCGCUUGUCAACCAGUACAGUCUGACGCUGGGCCAGGACUUGGGCCAGCACGACACCAAGUCUCUCAUCAAGUGUGUGGAAACGCUGUCGUUCAUCGUCCGCGACGCUGCCCACGUCACCCCGGACAACUUUGAGCUGUGUGUUCGAGCUAUACGAGUGUUUGUGGAGGCCAGCCUCAACGGAGGUUACCGCAACCACGAUAAGAAGAAGAGCCACAAGUAUGACAAGUCCCGGAUGAGAAAGAAGGCCGGGGGAAGGGACAAGGAGGGGGGAGGUGGUCCGAGGCGAGGUGGCAGCAGGGCGUCCAGCCAGCGUCCGUCACGUUCCCACAGCGACGAGGAGGAGGACGAGGGUGUCCCGGCUAGCUACCACACGGUGUCAUUACAGCUGUUAGACCUGAUGCACACUCUGCACACGCGGGCUGCCAGCAUCUACAGCUCCUGGGCAGAGGAGCAGCGCCACCGGGAGGCUGCAGGAAGGAAGAUCGAGGCCGAUUCCCAGACUCUGUGGACCAGCUGCUGGUGCCCGCUGCUGCAAGGCAUUGCUUGGCUGUGCUGUGAUGCCAGGCGACAGGUUCGGAUGCAGGCCCUCACCUACCUCCAGAGGGCGCUGCUGGUCCAUGAUCUGCAGACACUCGAUGCAACUGAGUGGGAGUCCUGCUUCAAUAAGGUGCUUUUCCCCCUGCUGACUAAGCUGCUUGACAACAUCAGCCCAGCUGAUGUGGGCGGUAUGGAGGAGACCAGGAUGAGAGCCUGCACACUCCUGUCCAAGGUUUUCCUGCAACACCUCUCUCCACUGCUGUCCCUGCCAACCUUUGCUGCCCUCUGGCUCACCAUUCUGGAUUUCAUGGACAAGUACAUGCACGCAGGAUCCAGUGACUUACUGUUGGAGGCCAUCCCUGAGUCUCUGAAGAACAUGCUGCUGGUGAUGGACACAGCCGGGAUCUUCCACAGCGCCGACUCCAGGACAGGGUACUCAGACCUGUGGGAAAUCACCUGGGAACGAAUCGACUGCUUCCUGCCUCACCUGAGGGAGGAGCUCUUCAAACAGACUGUCAUACCAGAUCCAGUACCCAGUCCUGCAGCAGAACCCGUGCAGCCGGCACCCUCAGCAGGCCCGCCUUCAUCCCCUCAAGUGUCUCCACCACUUGUCCAGCCGCCCUCCCCGGUCCCAGCCCCCCCUGCGGAGACACAGACCCCCAGCAGGCCAGCAUCCCCCCAGGAGCCCCAACCAGCCAGUGCCAACGGGUCAGACCGCUCCUCUCCAGUCCCCACCUCGAUCCCCCCCUUGCCCACGAAGGACACAAACGACGGGAAAUCAAGGCCUAAAUGA
Etheostoma cragini (Arkansas darter) is the source of this 5807-nucleotide messenger RNA. RefSeq names its product golgi brefeldin A resistant guanine nucleotide exchange factor 1 (gene gbf1). Gene Ontology annotation, molecular function: guanyl-nucleotide exchange factor activity. Bases 324 to 5807 code for a protein of 1827 amino acids. The record is from RefSeq and is a predicted model, not a curated record. The transcript is spliced from 42 exons. Gene Ontology annotation, biological process: regulation of ARF protein signal transduction. Lineage: Eukaryota; Metazoa; Chordata; Actinopteri; Perciformes; Percidae.